Molecule: messenger RNA, 5123 nt
Organism: Ahaetulla prasina
Lineage: Eukaryota; Metazoa; Chordata; Lepidosauria; Squamata; Colubridae
Gene: FLII
Product: FLII actin remodeling protein
Exons: 30
Coding region: 90-3905 (1271 amino acids)
Biological process (GO): actin polymerization or depolymerization; barbed-end actin filament capping; myofibril assembly
Cellular component (GO): actin cytoskeleton; cytoplasm; nucleus
Molecular function (GO): actin filament binding; phosphatidylinositol-4,5-bisphosphate binding
Source: RefSeq, a predicted model, not a curated record
CGCCUCCCCUCCCCUUCCCCCCCCCCACUCCGUCCGCGGAAAGAGCCGCCGCCGCCUCCCCGGCCGCGCUUCCCCGCUCGCCGCCGCCCAUGGCUUCCACCGGGGUGCUGCCCUUCAUCCGCGGCGUCGAUCUCAGCGGGAACGACUUCAAGGGCGGUUUCUUCCCGGAGCACGUGAAGUCCAUGAGCAGCCUGCGAUGGCUGAAGUUGAAUCGGACCGGCCUCUGCUACUUGCCCGAGGAGCUCUCUGCCCUCCACAAGCUGGAACACCUCUCCGUCAGCCACAACAACCUGACCACCCUCCACGGAGAAUUCUCCAGCCUCCCUUGCCUGCGGGCCAUCGUCGCUCGGGCCAAUGCGCUGAAAAAUUCCGGGAUUCCUUAUGAAAUCUUCCAGCUGGACGACCUCUCGGUCUUGGACCUGAGCUACAACCAGCUGACCGAGUGUCCACGGGAGCUUGAGAACGCCAAGAAUAUCCUUGUGCUCAACCUCAAGCAUAAUAGCAUAGAUAGUAUCCCCAACCAGCUCUUCAUCAACCUGACCGACCUGCUUUACCUGGAUUUGAGUGACAACAAGCUGGAGAGCCUGCCCCCCCAAAUGAGGCGCCUGGUGCACCUGCAGACUUUGCUUCUGAAUAAUAACCCUCUGAUGCACGCCCAGCUCAGGCAACUCCCCGCCAUGACAGCUCUGCAAACGCUCCACCUCCGGAACACGCAGAGGACUCAGAGCAACCUGCCGACGAGCUUAGACGGCCUGACCAGCUUGGCAGAUGUGGACUUCUCUUGCAACGAUCUCAGCCGCGUUCCGGAAUGUCUCUACACUCUGUCCAACCUGCGGCGUCUGAACCUGAGCACCAACCAGAUUUCGGAGCUGUCUCUUUGCAUCGACCAGUGGACGCAACUGGAGACCCUCAAUCUGUCAAGGAACCAGCUCACUUCCCUCCCGUCUGCUAUCUGCAAACUCACCAAACUAAAGAAGCUCUACUUGAAUUCCAACAAGCUGGACUUCGAUGGCAUCCCCUCCGGCAUCGGGAAGCUGGCCAACCUGGAGGAAUUUAUGGCAGCCAAUAACAACCUGGAGCUCAUUCCCGAAAGCCUCUGCAGGUGCGUGAAACUCAGGAAGCUGGUUUUGAACAAGAAUCGCCUGGUGACCUUGCCGGAAGCCGUGCAUUUUUUGACAGACGUUGAGAUCUUGGAUGUCCGGGAGAACCCAAACUUGGUGAUGCCCCCAAAGCCUGUAGACCGAACUUCAGAGUGGUACAACAUUGACUUCUCCCUGCAGAAUCAGUUGCGGCUGGCUGGGGCAUCUCCUGCCACGGUGGCAGCGGCAGCUGGAGGGAGCAGCCCAAAGGACCCCCUGGCCCGGAAAAUGCGCUUGCGAAGACGCAAAGAUUCCGCCCAAGACGAUCAAGCCAAGCAGGUGUUGAAAGGCAUGUCCGACGUGGCCCAGGAGAAGAAUAAGAAGCUGGAGGAGAACGGAGACCUAAAAUACACGGAUCUGAAGACCCGCCGCUGGGACCAGAGUUUGGAGAAACCCCAGCUCAACUAUUCGGAGUUCUUCACGGAACAUGUGGGCCAGCUGCCAGGGGUCACCGUCUGGCAGAUCGAGAAUUUCGUGCCCAUCAUGGUGGACGAGGCUUUCCAUGGGAAGUUCUAUGAAGCCGAUUGCUACAUUGUGCUGAAGACCUUCCUGGAUGACAGCGGAUCCUUGAACUGGGAGAUCUAUUACUGGAUCGGCCAGGAGGCCUCCCUGGAUAAGAAGGCCUGUUCGGCCAUCCACGCCGUCAACCUGCGGAACUUCCUGGGGGCCGAGUGCCGGAGUAUUCGAGAAGAGAUGGGGGACGAGAGCGAUGAGUUCAGCCAGGUGUUUGAUCACGAGAUCUCCUACAUCGAAGGAGGCACGGCAAGCGGCUUCUUCACUGUGGAAGACGUCCAUUAUGUCACCAGGCUUUACCGUGUUUAUGGAAAGAAGAAUAUCAAAUUGGAACCAGUUCCUCUGAAAGCGACCGCUUUAGAUCCUCGUUUUGUCUUCCUGUUGGAUCACGGCCUUGAGAUCUACAUCUGGAGGGGCAGCCAGGCUACUCUCAAUGGUACCACCAAAGCCAGGCUCUUUGCGGAGAAGAUCAACAAGAACGAGCGGAAAGGCAAGGCGGAAAUCCUGCUGCUGACUCAGACCGAGGAGACCCCAGAAUUCUGGGACCUCCUGGGUGGGCAGCCAGAAGAGAUCAAGGCCAACGUCCCAGAUGACUUCAAGCCACCCAGACCCAAGCUCUACAAGGUUGGCUUGGGACUGGGCUACUUGGAGCUGCCCCAGAUCAACUACAGGCUCUCUGUGGAGCACAAGAAAAGGCCCGGGGUGGACCUGUUGCCCGAAAUGAGGCUGCUCCAGAGCCUGCUGGACACCAAGUCGGUCUACAUUCUUGACUGCUGGUCAGACGUCUUCAUCUGGAUUGGCCGGAAGUCCCCACGCCUGGUGCGGGCGGCUGCUCUCAAGCUGGGUCAGGAGCUGUGCAACAUGCUUCACCGUCCCAAGCACGCCAUGGUCAUCCGGAAUCUGGAGGGCACCGAGUGCCAGGUCUUCAAAUCCAAAUUCAAGAACUGGGAUGACGUUCUGAAGGUGGACUACACCCGCAACGCCGAAGCCGUCCAUCAACCUGGUGGUCUCUCGGGAAAAGUGCAGAAGGAUGCUGAGAAGAAGGACCAGCUCAAGGCUGAUUUGACAGCCCUGUUUCUGCCACGUCAGCCCCCGAUGCCUCUGAGUGAGGCAGAGCAGCUCAUGGAAGAAUGGAAUGAAGAUCUGGACGGCAUGGAAGGCUUUGUCCUGGAGAACAAGAAGUUCACCAGACUGCCUGAAGAGGAAUUUGGCCACUUCUACACCCAGGACUGCUACGUCUUUCUCUGCCGGUACUGGAUCCCUGUGGAGACAGAGGAAGAUGAGGAGAAGAAGAAGAAGAGAGAGGAAGGGGGCGCUGAAGGAGAGGAGAAGGACGAGGAAGAGGAGGUGGAAGAAGAAGGGAAGCAGCCAGAAGAAGACUUCCAAUGUGUGGUUUAUUUCUGGCAGGGCCGUGAGGCCUCCAACAUGGGGUGGUUGACCUUCACUUUCAGCCUUCAGAAGAAAUUUGAGAACCUUUUCCCGGGCAAGCUGGAGGUUGUGCGCAUGACGCAGCAGCAGGAGAACCCCAAGUUCCUCUCCCACUUCAAGAGGAAAUUCAUCGUCCACAAGGGGAAGAGGAAAGCCAGGGAUGACAACCUCCAGCCCAGCCUCUACCACAUCCGUACCAACGGCAGCGCGCUCUGUACCCGGUGUAUCCAGAUCAAUACGGACUCCAGCCUUCUGAACUCUGAAUUCUGCUUCAUUUUAAAGGUUCCCUUCGAGAGUUCCGACAACCAGGGCAUCGUGUACACCUGGGUCGGCCGAGCUGCCAACCCCGAUGAAGCCAAGUUGGCCGAAGAUAUCAUGAACCACAUGUUUGAUGACUCAUACAGUAAACAGGUGAUCAACGAGGGAGAAGAACCAGAGAAUUUCUUUUGGGUCGGGAUCGGAGCCCAGAAACCUUACGAUGGAGAUGCCGAAUACAUGAACUUCUCCCGUCUUUUCAGGUGCUCCAACGAGAAGGGCUACUUCGCGGUGUCUGAAAAAUGCUCCGAUUUCUGCCAGGAUGACCUGGCCGACGAUGACAUCAUGUUGCUGGACAACGGCUGCGAGGUCUACAUGUGGGUGGGGACGCAGACCAGCCAGGUCGAGAUCAAGUUGAGCCUCAAAGCUUGCCAGGUCUACAUCCAGCACAUGCGGUCCAAAGAUGCCAGCCGGCCCCGGAAGCUCCGUCUGGUGCGGAAAGGCAAUGAGCCGCUUCCCUUCACCCGCUGCUUCCACGCCUGGAGCGUUUUCCGGAAGCCACCAGCUUAACGGCGGCACCUGGCGCCAAACCUCAGACCUCUCCUGCCACCCUCAGUGGCCAACGGAUGGACUUUGUAGUCUUGUGCCAGCGCUGGGUGGACCAUCCCCGCCCUUCACUGCAACGCGCUUCUCUUCGAGCCGCGGAUUGGAGAAAAGGUUACUCAGAGAGAGGUGGGGGAGCUGAAUUGCCCCCUCCCAAAAUCCCCCUCCUGCUUCCAUUCCCAAUGCCAGUCAAAUCUCCUUUGACGGUUCCUCCCCGAGUCAUUCAGACGCCUGGCUGUGUUCUUAGCCAUUGUUACAGAGGAGAAAUCUUGGUUUUCCUCCCCCUCAAGCCCUCCUUUGUUGCCCCCCAAAUGGUCUCUGGAGCCCCCACCCCCACUCAGGAGCAGCAAAUGUGUGCAGGUCAGGCUGAGACCCCGGAGGGUCUCCGUUCUUGGGGGUCUCCAGCAAACACUUGCAAAGAGAUUUCUGAAUUAAGUUUGGAGUGGAAGCAGAAAGGUUUAGUGGGGGGGGAGGUGCUUGAUAUGCAAACCAAACAUGAAGAUUUCCCCCCCCCCCAUCUUCCAUCCCCAAGAAGGAAGAAUUUCAUCAGGUGCUUCUGUGCUCCUCAAAGCCACUCCUGGCUAAAAUUCUUUUUUUAUUAUUCUUUUUUUUUUUACAACUACUAAAAGCACAACUCUCUUUUAUUGCCUUCCGGUUGAAAUGCCUCUUCUUCCUUCCUUCUUUUUGCACUGAAUUACUCAGUUUAAAAAAAAACAAAACCAAGCUUGAUCACACAAAAAAGUGUGUCCUGCUUGCUCCUAGUCCUCAUGAGGCAGUUUUGAAAAGCAGAUCUCUUGCCAACUUUCUGCUUUGCAGUCAGUUGCGGUGGCCCCGUUCCUUCCUAGACGCCACCCACAUUUUGGAAAGGGUGGGAAGAAAGCCACGAAAAGAAACACUGGGAAGAGCUCGUAAAAAGCAGAAGUGGCACCCAUUUUAAACCCAGCCCGUCAACUUGGUGCCCGCUAAACAUCUGCAGCAAUUGCUACCAUCUGCAGAAUGCACGGCCAAAGGCAGAAGAUGGCGGACAUCCUAACUCCAAACAGCUACAGCAGCAGGCAGGAAUUCAACCGGCAAAGUGCAGGGGUGCAACUGGCCUGGCGCAAACACAGCGAAGGGGGCAUCCGUCCCAGGGCUUCACAAGCUUCCUUUUUAAGGUCUCAAUAAAGAUUGCAAAGAUGGCCGUUG